Molecule: messenger RNA, 4797 nt
Organism: Brenthis ino (lesser marbled fritillary)
Lineage: Eukaryota; Metazoa; Arthropoda; Insecta; Lepidoptera; Nymphalidae
Source: the annotation of a GenBank genome assembly
AUGCUGCUGCAGGAUGAUACAAGUGUUUGUUUGGAAGAGAAAGUGUCAUGUGAAAUCAGAGAGUUGCCUUCAAUGAUGUGGAAGAGGUCGAUUGUGCAAGCGAAGGCUGGACACACGCGUACCUCAGCUGCCCUAGCGUUCGCACUUGCUGUCUUUAUAGCAUUAUGUGGUGUGCGAGUAUGCGGAGCGGCGGACCUGGUCAUCGAGAUACCAGGGUGGGGCGCGGAGGGCGCGGAGGGGGCCCACUACCGCCUUGACUACCGCCCGCCCGAGGGUACUCCCGCACCUAACUUCACAGUGCCCGCUCGAGCUUCUACGAUAAACUUCCAAGGCCUCCCGGGAACUAAAUACCACUUCAUGCUCUACUACUCCAAUGCCACGUUCGCGGACCUGCUCACGUGGAACCAGACGAUUAUAACUGCGCCGGAGCCGCCCACGAACCUGACGGUGACGCUCGGUCGCAACAAGCAAGCCGCCAUAUCCUGGUCUCCGCCGGCAAAUGGAGACUAUACGGGAUUUCGCUUCAAGGUGAUCCCGCUGACGGAGCGCGCGGAGGGCGGCGCGCGCAACAUCACGGUGGAGGGCGCCGGCAACUGGACGCACGUGCUGCGCGACCUGUCGCCCGGCGCCACCUACCAGCUGCACGCCUUCACGCUGCUGCACGACAAGGAGAGCGCCGCCUACGCCUCCUUCAACUUCACCACCAAGCCGAAUACGCCCGGAAAGUUCAUAGUUUGGUUCCGCAAUGAGACCACGCUGCUCGUGCUGUGGCAGCCGCCCUACCCGCCCGGCGCCUACACGCACUACAGGGUGUCGAUCGACCCGAAGGACGCGCGCGAGUCGGAGCUGUACGUGGAGAAGGAGGGCGAGCCGCCGGGGCCGGCGCAGGCCGCCUUCAAGGGGCUGGUGCCGGGCCGCGCCUACGACAUCUCCGUGCAGACGGUGUCGGACGCGCAGCUGUCGGCGCCCACCACGGCGCAGUACCGCACCGUGCCGCUGCGCCCGCGCAACGUCAGCGUGGACGCGCGCGCGCUCGCCGAGACCGCCUUCCGCGUUACCUGGCUGCCGCCCGCCGACCAGAGCGAGUUCGAGAAGUACCAGAUAUCCGUGGGCGGGGGCGGCGGUGCGGGCGGCGGCGCGCGGCGCCUGCCGCCGGUGCUGCGCGCGCGCGACGAGGCGCCGGCCUGCGCCUUCGACGGGCUGGAGCCGGGCGCGCACUACACCGUCACCGUCAAGACCAUGUCCGGCAAGGUCACCUCCUGGCCCGCCGCCGCGGAGCUCACCCUCAAGCCGCUGCCGGUGCGCGAGCUGCAGGGCCGCUACGUGGAGACGGGCGAGGGCGGCGGCGUGUUCCUGUGGUGGCGCCCCGCCGACGGCUCCACGCAGGACGAGUACAAGGUGUCGUACCACGAGACGGGGCCGUCGCGCGACGACAGCAACUCGCUGAGCACGGCCGCCACCAACGCCACGCUCGAGGCGCUGCUGCCCGGCCGCAACUACACCUUCACGGUGUCGGCGGUGUCGCGCGGCGUGGAGUCCAACGAGAGCGUGUUCCAGGCGGCCACGCGGCCGCUGGCGCCCGCGCUGCGCGCCGCCGCCGCCGCGCAGCGCGCGCUGCGCCUCGCCUGGAGCUCCGACGUCAACUCGCGCCAGGACCGCUACGAGCUGCGCUACCGCCGCCGCCGCGACGACGAGCCCUACCGCACGCUGGUGACGACGGAGACGAACGCGACGCUGGAGGACCUGGUCCCGGGCGCGGUGUACGAGAUCCAGCUGGCGGCUAUCAGCAACGGGCUGCUGAGCGAGCGGCACACGGUGCUGAAGCCGGUGCGGCCGCUGCCGGCGCAGUGGCUGGGCGUGGAGCGCGCCAGCAGCAACGCGGCCGCCGUGCGCUGGCGCGGGCCCGACGCGCGCGCCGGCGUGGUGGGCGCGUACUCGCUGCGCUACCGCACGCCGCGCGCGCCCUGGCGCCGCCUCGACCCGCUGCCGCCCACCGCCGACCAGGCCGAGAUCAGCAACAUGACGCACGGCGAGCGCUACACCAUCCAGCUGGACACGGCCAGCGAGGACGCGGCCGGCGAGACCGUGGACAGCGGGCAGCCGCUCUCCGCCGAGCACACCGUCCGUCCCAACCCCGUGUCCAACGUGGCGCAGCUGGCCGACACGCGCAACGUGACGCUGGAGUGGCCGCGCCCCGCCGGCCGCGUGGAGUGGUACGCGGUGCGCUGGUGGGCGAGCGAGGAGGAGGCGGGCGGAGAGGGCGCGGAGGGCGGGGAGGGCGGCGCGCGCAACGUGAGCGCGGUGGAGGCGCAGGGCGGGCGCGCGCUGCUGGACGCGCUGGCGCCGGGCCGCGGCUACGGCGUCAGCAUCGCGGCGCACUCCUACAACCUGUCCAGCGAGCUCUUCACCAUGCACACCCGCACGCGACCGUUGAUUCAAUCGGAAAUGACGAUCGUCAAUGAGUCUGGCGACAACGACGACAACGACACGCUGCCCGCUAUCUUGGUGGUCUACACGCGCACGCCCGAGUCUGCCACGAAGUUUGACUCGUACCGCUUCCGGCUGGAGGGCGGCGGCGAGCAGCCGCGCUGGCAGGAGCGCGCCGCCGCGCCUGCGCCCGCGCCCGCGCCCGGCCAGCAGCAGGUCGCCUUCCGCGCGCUCACGCCCGGCCGCCUCUACAACGUCACCAUGUGGACUGUCUCGCGCAACGUCAGCUCGCACCCCGUGCAGCGCCCCACGCGCCUCUACCCGCGACCCAUCACGCAGCUGAACGCCACGUCGGUGGCGGCGCGCGAGAUCGCGCUGGCGUGGGCGCCGCCCGCCGGCGACUACACCGAUUUCGAGGUGCAGUACCUGGACGACGCCGAACGCCUGGAGACGCGCGCCACCGCCCGCCCGCGCCUCGUGCUGUCCGGCCUGCGCCCCUACACCUCCUACACCUUCACCGUCGUGGUGCGGUCGGGCACGCCGGCCACCAUCCUGACGCGGUCGCGCGCGCGCUCGGGCAUAUUCCGCACGCUGCAGGCGCCGCCCGCCGCGCCCUCGCGCUUCCAGCUGAGCGACGCCACGCCCACCGAGCUCGCCUUCGAGUGGCGCCUGGAGCCGCGCGACGCGCACGGCGAGCUCACGCGCUUCACCAUCGAGUACGCGCCCGUGGGCGGCGGCGGCGGCUGGGGCGGAGCGCGCGUGGCCGUGUUCGAGGGCACGGCGCGCGCGGGCCGCGUGGGCGGGCUGGCGGCGGGCGGCGAGUACGAGUUCCGGCUGCGCGCGGAGAACGGCGCCGGGCGCGGUGAGGCGGCGCGCCUCACGCAGCGCAUGGCCAUCGCCGCGCCGCCGCGCCCCACGGCGCAGCCGGCCGAGGUUCGGCGCUCCUCCUCCACCGUGGCCGUGCGUUUCCGCGCCGACUACUUCUCGCCCGCCAACGGCAACGUGACGGCCUACACGCUGGUGCUGGGCGAGGAGCCGCGCGCCGACACGCCCGCGCGCCUGCCCUCGUGGCGCGACGUGCACCGCCUGCCCGUGUGGCCGCCCUACCAGGUCACGGAGCCCUACUACCCCUUCCACUCGUCCGCCGUCGAGGAGUUCACCAUCGGCUCGGAGCGCUGCGAGGGCGGCGGCCGCAGCUACUGCAACGGCCCGCUCAAGCCGGGCUCGCGCUAUUACGUCAAGCUGCGCGCCUUCACCGCGCCCGACAAGUUCACCGACACCGCCUACACCGUCGUCUACACCGAGGCGGACCACACGGGCUGGAUCGCGGGCGGCGCGGUGGGCGGCGCGCUGGCGGCCGCGCUGGCGGCGGGCGCUCUGCUGCUGCGCCGCCGACGUCGCGCCGCCGCCGCCGCACCGCCCGCGCCGCUGCCCGCCUCGCGCCCCGUGCGCGUCGCCGACUUCCUCGACCACUACCGCCUCAUGUCCGCCGACUCCGACUUCAGGUUCAGCGAGGAGUUCGAGGAGCUGAAGCACGUGGGGCGCGAGCAGCCCACCACCGCCGCCGACCUGCCCUGCAACCGGCCCAAGAACCGCUUCACCAACAUCCUGCCCUACGACCACUCGCGCUACAAGCUGCAGCCCGUCGACGACGAGGAGGGCUCGGACUACAUCAACGCCAACUACGUGCCGGGGCACAACUCGCCGCGCGAGUUCAUCGUGACGCAGGGCCCGCUGCACUCCACGCGCGACGACUUCUGGCGCAUGUGCUGGGAGUCCGGCUCGCGCGCCAUCGUCAUGCUGACGCGCUGCGUGGAGAAGGGCCGCGAGAAGUGCGACCGCUACUGGCCCUACGACACGCGGCCCGUGUACUACGGCGACAUCGCCGUCACCGCGCUCAACGAGAGCCGCUACCCGGACUGGACCAUCACGGAGCUGGCCGUGUGCCGCGGUGCCGAGCAGCGCGUGGUGAAGCACUUCCACUUCACCACGUGGCCCGACUUCGGCGUGCCCGAGCCGCCCACGGCGCUGGCGCGCUUCGUGCGCGCCUUCCGCGAGCGCUGCCCGGCGGACGCGCGGCCCGUGGUGGUGCACUGCAGCGCCGGCGUGGGCCGCUCCGGCACCUUCAUCACGCUGGACCGCGCGCUGCAGCAGCUGGCCGCGCACGCCGACACGCUCGACAUCUUCGGCAUGGUGCACGCCAUGCGGCGCGAGCGCGUGUGGAUGGUGCAGACCGAGCAGCAGUACAUCUGCAUCCACCAGUGCGUGGUGGCCGCGCUCGAGGGCGCCGACCUGGCGCCGCCGCCGCCCAACAACCACCACCACAACGCCGCCUUCGAAGAUGACGAGGGCAUCGCCGAGUCGGGCAUG